AUGCCAGUAUGGAAACCGGAGGAGAAUCUCUAUCUCUCGGAUAUAAUCUUCCGCGGUUUCGUCUACUUUCUGCUGCUGUUGUACCUGUUCAUCGGCGUGUCGAUAAUCAGCGAUCGUUUCAUGGCGGCGAUCGAGGUGAUCACCUCGAAGGAGAAGGAGCUGGUGGUCCGCCGGCAGGGUAAGGAGCCGCAGAUCGUAGUGGUGCGAGUGUGGAACGAGACGGUGGCGAAUUUAACGCUGAUGGCGCUGGGCAGCAGCGCGCCGGAGAUCCUGCUGUCGAUCAUCGAGAUCUGGGCGAAGAACUUCCAGGCGGGCGAACUCGGGCCAGGAACGAUCGUCGGCUCGGCCGCGUACAACCUCUUCGUCAUCAUCGCGCUGUGCGUGUUCGUGAUACCGAACGGCGAGAACAGGAAGAUCAAGCAUCUGAGGGUGUUCUUCGUGACCGCGACGUGGAGCAUAUUCGCCUACGUAUGGCUGUACGUGAUACUGGAGGUCUCGAGCCCCGGCGAGCUCGAGGUCUGGGAAGGUAUACUCACGUUCUCCUUCUUCCCGGCCACGGUGCUCACCGCCUACGUGGCCGAUCGACGCCUGCUCAUCUACAAGUACCUGCACAAGGGCUACAGGAUGAACAAGAGAGGAGUGAUCGUGCAGGCGGAGGCCGGCGACUCGGACGGCGGGGUGGAGCUUGAGAUCAAGCCGCAGCAGGACAACUUCCACAGCAUGAGCGACGCCGACACGCCCGAGGCGAAGGAAUUCGAGCAGACCAGGAGGGACUACAUCAAAACUCUGCGGGAGCUGAGAAAGAAGCACCCGACCCUGCCGUUGGAGCAGCUGGAGGUGAUGGCCCACGAGGAGGUGCUCGGCAAGGGGCCGAAGAGCAGGGCGUUCUACAGGGUGCAGGCUACCAGGAAGAUGGUCGGCGCCGGCAAUCUCAGCAAGAAGAUCAGCGAGAGGGCGCAGAGCGACCUGAGCGAGGUGAAGGCCGAGCUGCAACGGCAGGAGGCUGAGAGCAUCGACAUCGAGAACGUGAACGCAAUGAGGAUCUUCUUCGAGCCUGGCCACUACACCGUCAUGGAGAACGUCGGCACGUUCGAGGUGGGAGUGACCAGGGCCGGCGGUGACCUAACCAAACCGUGCACCGUCGACUACUGCACCGAGGACGGCUCGGCCGAGGCUGGCUCCGACUACAUCAGCGCCAAGGGCACCCUCACCUUCGACCCCGGCGAGACCAAGAAGACCAUCAAGCUCUCCGUCAUCGACGACGAACUCUUCGAGGAGGACGAGCAUUUCUACGUCAGAUUGAGCAACGCGUCGCAGCCGGCCAUGCUGGUGUCGCCUAGUUUGGCGACUGUGAUGAUCCUCGACGACGAUCACAGUGGCGUGUUCGGCUUCCCCGAAAGGGACAUCGAGCUGGUGGAGAGCGUCGGCCAGUAUCCUCUGCGAAUUGUGAGAUACAGCGGCGCCAGGGGACGCGUGGUCGUCCCCUAUCGCACCAUCGAGGGGACGGCCAAGCCUGGAAAGCAAUUCAUGCACACCGAGGGCUCGCUCACCUUCGAGGACAAUCAGACC
Heterotrigona itama is the source of this 1569-nucleotide messenger RNA. NCBI's taxonomy places the organism in Eukaryota, Metazoa, Arthropoda, Insecta, Hymenoptera, Apidae. The record is from the annotation of a GenBank genome assembly.